CGAAGAGCAGCCGCACGUGAGGUUUCUCAAGUACUUAUCCUUUUUUUAAAAUUAUGAUAAUUCCUAUUGCCAAAAGACCCAGCUGAAACCGCCGAAAUGGAAGCCACUGGACCGCGAAACCGCUACAAGUACCUGCUGACCACCUACAUCUUCUGCUCGACGCUCUUCACAAUUUCCCUCUUCUUAUUCGCCUUCUUCCCCCUGAACCACCACAGCAACUCGACAGCCUCCACCGACGACAUCCCCACCUCAAUAAACGGGGUUAAGCUAAACACAAACAGCCUAUACAAACCCUCAGCUCAGAAAGUCAUCUUCAUGGUGAUCGACGCUCUCCGCUGGGACUUCAUAACGAACGCGGAGAAGACGAACUCGAUGCCAUCCACUACCGCGUCAAUCUCAAACAACUCGGCUUGCCUCAUUCAAGCUCGAGCGAACGCUCCCACCGUAACAAUGCCCAGGAUCAAAUCCAUGAUGACGGGAGCAGUCUCCAGCUUCAUCGACGUCGCCCUCAAUUUCGGGGAGGCCUCCGUCAGCAGUGACUCCGUCCUCAAUCAAGCGAAAAAUCACGGCCACAGGAUCAUAUUCUACGGCGACGACACCUGGAUCAAACUAUUCCCAAACAUCUUUCAUCGCCACGAAGGCACGACUUCCUUCUUCGUCUCGGACUUCAAGGAAGUCGAUGACAACGUGACUCGUCACAUAGAUGAAGAGUUGGAGAUCAAUAACGACUGGUCGAUAAUGAUUCUUCAUUAUCUAGGGCUGGACCACAUUGGUCACGUCUUCGGACCCCAAAGUCCUCUCAUCCAGCCCAAAUUAAGAGAGAUGGAUGAUGUCAUCGAGAGGAUUUUGAGGAAAAUGAACAAGUGGAAUGACGAUGGCAUCUCCUCGAUUUUGAUAGUCUGCGGGGAUCACGGGAUGAAGAACUCCGGAGGGCACGGUGGAGCCACCCCAGAAGAAACUCUAGUCCCUUUCGUUGUCUUUGGAGACACCUGUUCUGGGGAAUUCAGCCAGAUUGAGCAGGUCGACAUCGCGACGACUCUGUCCAUGAUCCUGGGGAUUCCCAUACCUCAAUCCAACUUGGGAAGUGUCUCCAUGGAGAUCAUCAGGGAUCUACCUGGUGCCCAUCAGCUGUUUCUCCUUCAUUACAACGCCAAGCACAUGUUCAGUCACUUCCGGAAACUGUCGGAGUUCGAAUCCUCCGAGGUUUAUGAUAACUAUUACAAGGCGAUCAAGUUGCAUACCGAGUGGUUGAUCGACAAGAACAAGCAUAAGGCUGAGCAGCAGUUGAACUACAUAAUUCGUCUCUAUGAUACAGUGCUCAAGGGGAUGAAGGAGAUCCUGAUCAAGAGUGCUGUCAAGUACGAUCGAACCAUAAUGACGAUCGCAAUCGUGAUGAUUCUCCAGACUUUGUGGAUAAUUUCCAAUAAAAAUGGGGACAAAUCCUUCUCUGGUAAAUGGUUCUUCUACUGGUGGACGAUUGGGGUCAGUCUCUGGCUGGCGCUCAACCAUCUGCUGUACAUCGAAAGUAACGAAGUUUACUUCGAACUCGAGGAUUCCCGGAUCAUGGUAAUAGUCUGCAUCUUCUUUACCAUCAACUGCUGCAUUUGCCGACCGAUUCACGAGUUCAUUUCCUCGGAAAUCUCCCUGGAGUUCUCGAGAAUGAUCUUCCCUGCUGCGAUGGUUCUUCAUCUCAUCAGUUUAUCCAGCAGCAGCUUCGUGGAGGAGGAGCACCAGACCUGGUACUUCUUCUGGGGAACUUUACUGACGCAUCUGUUGUCCGCAGAAAUCGGGAAAAUUUAUCAUGAUUAUCGUAAUGAGCUGAGGAGUAACGACGUCCUUAGGGUUGCGAAGAUAUUGUUCUUGAUGACUCAGCACAGAAUACUCAGGAAAUUGAACAGCACUGGUCAUAACUACGCACAUCUGCCGGACAUUGGCGGCUGGAUGAGAGGUCAAGAAUCAAAUUUAGUCAUGAGUCUUACUGUUCUAGUUUCUCUCGGUUUAUUAGUCUUCAUUGGGGUCAUCUGCGAGGAGAAGAGGUCGAGGAGAGUCACGCUAGGGUUUCACGUUGUUUUAGCGGUCUGCGUGUAUUCUAGACAUGCAGCGGAUAAUUCUGUUGUGAGUUUCGUCACGAUUUAUCCACAGUCAAAGGGGGUUUAUGAGGUCAGAAUCUUUUGGGGAGUUCUGGCGUUAUUCUUGGCUUAUUGCACUCGAAGAGGGUUUUUGAGUUAUAAGAAUGAGAGGAGAAAGUUCCUGCAGAGGGUGGUUUUUAGUGUAGUUCAGAUCUGGGUGAUGGUGGUGACUCUCCUUCAUCGGCCUCAUAAUAUUGCGCUAGUUCCCAUGGAAUUGAUUACGAUUUUAGUGAUUUAUGAUUUGAUGCAGAGUAGUAGGGAUGGAGGGAAUUUGUUUUGUGUGAGCUAUUGGGUGGGGAACGUGUUUUAUUUCUAUCAGGGAAAUUCUAAUAGUCUGGCGACUGUUGAUGUCGCCGCUGGAUACGUGGGACUCCAGGCCUAUUGGCCUAUUUUAGCGACGAUUUAUUUGUGUGUUAAUACAUACUCUGCACCGAUUCUAGCGUACUUGAUGCUUGUGUAUAAGAAUACUUGUGAAAAUCAGGGGGGUUGUUGUAAUACUGUUGAUGUAUUUUCGAUUAAUAGAGUAUAUUCGAUGAUGAGGAUUUUUCCACUGGCUAUUUACACCAUUAUUGUUACCAUUCAGAGGUACCACUUGUUCAUCUGGACGGUUUUUUCGCCGAAGUUAUUGUAUGAAGCUAUGUACACUGCAGUAUUGUUUUUUGUGAUGUUUGUAAUGCAAAUGCCUUUUUUACUGACUAAUGAAUAAAGAUUAUUGGGAUUUCAAAGAG
Messenger RNA from Diachasma alloeum, 2857 nucleotides. RefSeq names its product GPI ethanolamine phosphate transferase 2 (gene PIG-G). The record is from RefSeq and is a predicted model, not a curated record. NCBI's taxonomy places the organism in Eukaryota, Metazoa, Arthropoda, Insecta, Hymenoptera, Braconidae. The transcript has 2 exons. Gene Ontology annotation, cellular component: endoplasmic reticulum membrane. Gene Ontology annotation, biological process: GPI anchor biosynthetic process. Bases 97 to 2835 code for a protein of 912 amino acids.